Molecule: messenger RNA, 3109 nt
Organism: Darwinula stevensoni
Lineage: Eukaryota; Metazoa; Arthropoda; Ostracoda; Podocopida; Darwinulidae
Source: the annotation of a GenBank genome assembly
GUUUCCACGGGAAACUCACUAUCGAAACGUGAUGAGCAUCCAGGCCGGAUAUCAAAGACCCACGCUUGACGACCUUCAUGGGGCCUCAUUCCACGAUAAACCCACGACGAGUCCAGACGACAAGCCAGCCGAUGAAGAGAAAGCCAGCCGACCUAGCCAGAAGGGAGUCCACAAGAUGGGAUGGAUGGAAGGCGUCCUCGUGAGUCUCUACAACUCAUUCAUAUUAGUAGGGAUUCGCAUCGAUGUCGUGUUGUUGAUGAUGUCGAUGGCGAUGUUCGUCUCGCAGAUGCCGUGCCUGCUGAACAUCUGGGGAGUGAUGCUCUUCUUACGACUUACCUGGGUCGUCGGUCAAGCCGGCAUCGGCGAGGGCCUCCUUCUCAUCAGUGCGUCCAACCUGGUCACCAUUAUUACCAGCGUCUCCAUGUCUGCAAUCGCCACCAACGGGCAGAUCAAAGGAGGGGGAAUCUACUACAUGAUUUCACGGUCUCUUGGAGCGGAGUUUGGCGGUGCCAUCGGACUCAUGUUCACGAUCGCGAACUCCAUCGCAUGUGCCAUGCACUUGAUCGGGUUCUGUGAAUCCAUCAAGGAUCUUCUCAGACUGGAAUUCGACAACAUGGUGAUCUUGGACGGUGGGCACAACGACACGCGGAUCAUCGGAUGCAUCACUGCUGUCGUCAUUCUUGGUAUCGCCAUCGUCGGAGGGAUCUACUUUAUGAUUUCACGGUCUCUGGGAGCGGAGUUUGGCGGCGCCAUCGGACUCAUGUUCACGAUUGCGAACGCCAUCGCAUGUGCUAUGUACGUGAUCGGGUUCUGCGACUCCCUCAAGGAUCUUCUCAGACUGGAAUUCGACAACAUGGUGAUCCUGGACGGUGGGCACAACGACACGCGGAUCGUCGGAUGUGCCACGGCUGUCAUUGUCCUUGGCAUCGCCAUAGUCGGCUUGAAAUGGGUUUCCAAGGCACAGCUGGCGCUGUUGGUGAUCUUGGUGGCAGCCCAGGUGGACUUCAUCGUUGGGAGUUUCAUGGGACCCUCUUCCAAGGACACCAUCGCCAAGGGAUUCGUCGGGUGCAAAGACGAGGUUUUCCGUCACAACUGGUACAGUGCAUACGGGCCGUCCAGGAUCGACGAUUCGGAUCAGGGAUUCUUCUCCGUCUUUGCUGUUUUCUUCCCCGCCGUCACCGGCAUCGUUGCCGGCGCUAACAUGUCUGGAGACCUCAAGGGGUGGUGCGUGGACGGUCACGAGUUGAACUUCGCUCCUUGGAACCGGUCCUAUAACCUUGAUGUGGGUGUUCUGGACCCAGGAUCGGCGAUCCCGAAAGGAACCCUCGUGGCCGUCUUCAUUACGUUCACCUCUUACAUCGGGUACGGGAUGAUGUCGGGCGCGUGUUCUGUCCGAGAGGCUUCGGGUAAUCCAGAAGAAGUCCUCGACAUGGAGAACCUCUCCAGCGUAUUUCUGCAUCCGGCCUUCAACUGCACGGGAAGAGACUGUGAAUGGGGUCUUCUGCAGAACAGCCAGAUGAUGACUGUCGUCUCCGCUUGGGGUCCUCUCAUCUACGGAGGAUGCUUCGCUGCCACCCUCUCCUCUGCCAUUGCCAGCAUCGUCGGUGGACCUCGAGCAUUGGCCAAAGACCGACUGUACCCAGGGCUCCACUUCUUUGCAGUCGGGCAUGGACCAAACAACGAUCCUCUAAGGGGAUAUAUCGCCUGCUUCCUUCUCAGCAUUGCUUGCAUACUCAUCGCUGACCUGAAUGCCGUGGCGACGCUGCAAGUGAAUUUCUUCCUGGCUGCUUACGGACUCAUCAACUUCUCUGCCUUCCAUUCCAGCUUCUCCAAGUUCCCUGGCUGGCGUCCUGCCUUUAAGUUCUACAAUCUAUGGUUGAGCCUGUUGGGAACGGGGAUUUGCGCAGCCGUAAUGUUCCUCAUCCAAUGGGAUGUUGCCCUUGCCACCUUCGCCGUCACUCUUAUCCUGUAUCUCUAUGUCUCUUACAGGCGACCAGAUGCGAACUGGGGCUCGAGCACGCAAGCGGCUGCGAGCACGAACGCAUUGAGAUAUGUGCAAAGCAUGAAUCGGGUAGAAGAUCACGUGAAGACGUACAGACCCCAGGUCCUAGUCCUAGCCGGACAUCCGAGCACUAGGCCUGCCCUCAUGGACUUUGCUCAUUUGAUCACCAAGUCUUAUGCCCUUCUAAUCGUCGGCCACGUCGUUCGGGAUUCUCUCCAGUACGAUAACCGGGUGUCUCUCAUCCAGAAAGGAUACACUUGGCUCAACCGUCAUCACAUCAAGGGAUUCUACGACGUGGUCGAGAGCGACCGCCUCGACCUAGGAACCAAAGCGUUGUUACAAUUGUCUGGAUUGGGGAGACUCCGUCCCAACAUGGUUCUUUUAGGGUUCAAGGCUGAUUGGGCCAAAUGUGACCUCCUUGUCACUCUUCGAUACGUCAACGUCAUCCACGAGGCCUUCGACAAUUGUCUGGCUGUAGGGAUCCUCCGACUUCAGGGUGGACUCGACUUUUCUAGCUUCGUCGAGGAGAACGGGGAGAUUGCUGAAGAGAAACUCAACAUCUCCAAAUCCUGCGAAGACGAGAAGGGAGAAUCGGAGACGCGAUCGACUUCCUCAGGAGAACUGGCUCACGAAACCAAGUCGAGCGAGAAAUCGCAGAGUAGCGAGAGGAUUGCGAUGAAUCUCACGUACUGCGGAAUCGGCGGAGCCGCCUUGCCCGACGAUGUUUUGGACAACCUCACCCGAUUCCAACAUCCCCUGAAGAAGGGAACCCGGAUGGACGUCUGGUGGCUGUACGACGACGGAGGACUCACCAUCCUCCUCCCUUACAUCUUGAAGCAGAGGGCCCAGUUCUCCUUCGCCUCCCUCAGGAUCUUUUCCCUCGCCUCCUCCAAGGGAGAACUGGAACACGAACAGAGAAGAGAGGGAAUGAGGAUCCUCUGCUCAUCACAUCCACGAAGAUUCUCCUUUGCACCCCUUUGCAUCCGUGGGUUCGACACCUAUGAUCAUACAGAUUCCAUUUCGCAGUGGUGUUGCUACCGAAUGUGCAGGCGGUGUGACUACACCGGGGCCCAGGCGCUGAGCUACGAAGAUGGGAAAAGGCGUUAG